This is a messenger RNA of Xyrichtys novacula (pearly razorfish), 35704 nucleotides long. Lineage: Eukaryota; Metazoa; Chordata; Actinopteri; Labriformes; Labridae. The record is from the annotation of a GenBank genome assembly.
GUCCAUGUCACAUGCAGCAAGUUAAGCCAGCUGGAAACGACAAAGUCUACUCACCUUGGGGUGGUAAAGUGGAAAGUGAGCAUCUUCACCGUAGUGUUUCAUUUUGAGCUACUUUCGUCGCCCAGAGGAUAAAAGUACAUAACGUGAACUUUUCAUCCAACUCUUGGUAAGAGCGAGCAACGCAAUGUUACUGCUGUUUUUCCUAACUUGCUUAUACUUAAACAUUCAAACUAAAAUUGAAAAGCCUCAAAAGGCACAUCAAUACCCGACUCUUUGAAGUAGGAAAAUAUAACGAUAACCCAACAGUGUGUUAGCGAUACACGUGCCUCGUGCUCAGAAAUACUUGGGGGGGCUUUUGGAAACUAGAUUGCUCGACGAAAAGCUAACAAAACAAAUAACCAGACAACAACAGUAAUAAAAUAUUUAGACGCCUACAUAAAGAGGUUCCUGCGUGAGGUUUUGGGGUUGUAGGUAAAAGUUAAGUCUCAAUAUUCGACGAUAUACGCCAAGUCUACAAAUUGUACGUUAGCUUAAUUGUAGUUGUGCUGAGCACUGGUUGCCCUUAGCAACAGAACGCCGUAAUGACAGACAGCCGGUAGAAGCUCGAAGAAAAAUUGGAAAAGAUUUCACUGUUAAGGGAAAUAUAGCCAACAAAGUAAGGAUUGUUACAUACAUACCUACACUGAAGUUAAAAUACUCAAAUGAAUACACAUAACUUUUGGUGGAAAAAUAUGGGACACUGUCUGCAUGUUGAAAUAUUGUGGAAGGGAAAAAGGUCAGACACUCACAAAGCAGACACAUGUACAGAAGCAGGAGCUACUGUGCCAAGGGAAAAAUUGUGUCAUCCCUUUGUUGAACAUGUUCCAGGGUGCUUGGAUGCAGCGUCAGGGUUUUUUCCUGUAUGUGUAGCAAACAUUUGAUUGCAGAAUUGAGAACUGUGAGCUUUACAGUUAGCCAAAAUGAGAUGCAAAGCGAACGAAACAUAGGUUACAUGACAACACUGCACUACAAUGAAUACAUUGUGAAUUUGAUGUUCUAUAAGGCUGCUCCCUACCAUGUUUGAAUAUUGCUCUAUAUCAUAAAUGCAUCUAUUCUUGCAUUAUUUUGUUGGUAUUACUCUAGAGCCUAUGUAAAUGCAUGAAAAAGCACUGUGAGGCACCCAGUGUUCAGCACACUGCAAGUCAGUGAGGCCAUUGAAAGGGAAGAAAUCUCUCUAAGUCUGUGUUUGCAAUCUUGACAUCAAGCUGUGUUACUGUCAGUCAUGAGUCGACUAUAUUAAAUCACAUCUUAUGGCAGAGAUGCAGAUUGAGGUCCAGAUCACCACGGCGUGCCUGCUUCUUUCUGCUGGGCUGUACAGAUAGAAGUGACUCAUCCACAGCUCUACAGGGCCGGCUUCUGCCUGAGGCCAGAGAUGUCAUAUGCUGUAGUAGGCCACGUGUAUGAGGAAUACUCUGUGUGUGUAAAAAAGAGGAUAGAAAAAAUGCUAUUCUGGAUAAACAGAGAAACAUCAGAAAUUGUCAUAAUUGUUCAGAUUUUAUUUUAUUUUUAUUUUUUAGCAGAACUAUUAUGGGUUUACAUUAUAGUUCAAGCUUUUGUGUUUACAAUAUUAAGGCAAGUGCACAUGCGUACAAAGUUUCUGUGGAUAUAACAAUGAACAUAAUUUAUCCUGUAGCAUGUCUUUAUGUUUUUUAAAGUGGGGGAUGUUAAGGUUGUCUUCAGUGAAAACUCAUUGUGAUAUGUAAAGACAAAUAUAGAUCUCUGGAGACCUCUACUGGCAAAUUAAAGCACAGAUGCACAAAACCUUUAAAGCAGUAUAAUGUCCAUAUCACAAGACCUGGUUAUGUAUUUUGGAUUUGGAUUUAUCUAAAGUAGUUUGUUUUGUGUGUGUGCACAUUAUGCCAUGUUGUUUGAAAAUGCUUACAAAUAUGACUUUAGGCUUUCAUAUGUCUUUGUAUGGUUUAAGUGCUCCGCAGUGAGCUAUAAAUGGUGCUGACACAGAACCUUCCUCAAUUAACAGUCAGCAUAAGGGAGACAGAGAUAACACAGAGCAUGGUUUGAAAGGCCACGGGCAAUUGUGUACUUAGUUUUUAAAGGGGCUCGUAAAACACAUCUUAGUUAAAUAAGAUGUUUAUUCUAGAUUGAUAGACAUUUAUGGUCAUGAAUAAUGAUUUAAUUGAAGAACUUCUAUGUGAGUGCAAUUCGUGUACUUACUGUUUGUUUUUUUUUUCUGAUUGUUUAAUGAGAGUGAUUUGUUCGUGAUGAGAGUUGAUUGGUGUGUUUGUUUCUGUAUGCCACAGGUGUCAAACUCAAGGCCCGGGGGCCAAAUCUGGCCCGUGGAACAAGUAUAUUUGACCCACGAGAUCAUAUCAUAUUUGUAUUAUUAUUGGCCCACCAGUAUGAGGUCUGCAGAUUUCCUCCAGGAUGAUAAUGUAAACUUUAGCACCAUUAUUUAAAAUACCCUUAAUAAACCAUGAAAAUCUGGGAAAGUAAAGCGUAAGGAAGACUUGAAAAAAUUGUGUGCUAUCUAUAUUUCCAAUUUUGCAUCUCAAGAUUACAAGUCAAACAUGAUUUGGCUUUUUAUUUUGUGCUUUGAUUUUUUUCAACUCAGUAUUUAGAUUUCAUUUUAAUCCUUUAGAUUCCAAUUUUAUUUUAUUUUUUAUUUUCAACUUUCUCCUCAUGUUUUUGCUCUUUAGAAGCAUUAUUUUUCUAUUUUUAAUAUCGUGUUCUGAUCUUUUGAACUGAUCUAUUGGAUAUAUUUUUUAAAAUCUCAGAUUGCCUAUAAAUUUAUCUUUUUUACUUUCUGAAUUUCCAAGUGGUUUAUAAUCAUUGCUGAUUUUGUUAUAUAUUUUGGAAAGUUUGGGUUAAAUGUUGACCCUGUUGGGCCCUCAAGUUAGACAUAAAUCCAGAUUAUGGCCCUCGCUGUGGUUGAGUUUGACACCCCUGCUGUAUGCAGUCACACUGAGAUUCUUUGGCCUCUGGAGGGCACUAACACAAGGCGUUUUAAGCCUUUUCACCUUAUAAAGUUGUCAGUGUGGCUUAUUUACACAUUCAGUGAAGAUAGAAUACUAUUAAUCUGAAGCUGUGUUUGUGUUUCUCUCAGAGAAUGUUAGAUCCCCCAACUUCUAAAGAAUAUAAUCACUAAUAAUGAAGCCGGGAAUGCUAAACGAUAUCAGCUUCAAUGGCAUAGCUAUACUUUGGAUGUUAACUGAUACAGUGGUGGAGGACAACAAGUUCUUGAGAGCAUUAGAGAAGAAAAGGCAUGUAACUGAAGAAAACAUAAAAAAUGAGGAAAUAAAUUAAGAUCGGAAGAAAGCAAAAUCAAAGAGUGGCUUUAGAGAUGUGCAUUGUCAAUAAUGAAAGUCAUUUGGUGUCAAAGAUGAAGAGACUGAAAUGACACGCUCAUUAGAUUAGAUUAAACCUGACUUUAUUUAACCUUUGUGAGGGUUCCCUCAAGAAAGUUAAAUCAUACUUUUAAGACAAGCAGUUGGACUUUUUUCUCUCAACAUUUAUAAAGCAAUAAAUAUGAAACCCUGGAGAGGUGCUCCGGUGAAUAGUACCUCGAAUUGUGUUUGAGUUUUUGCAAAAAGACAGGCCGAAAAACCUAGGCAGAAUGAUGUGACAGGGUCUGUAUGUUUCUGGCAGAAAUUCUUUACUGCACACUUCCCAUAAAUCAUCUUGAAAGGUCUUAUGUUGGACCCUGUCUGCAUACAAAUGUCCCUGUCUGUCAAACUCAGACAUAAUAAAGCUCUUUUCAGAGCUUUAGCACCUUUGUUUUAUUCACAGGAUGAGUACACUUCAGAAGUGUGAGCUUGAAUCUUUUGUGUGGAAUCCUACAGGUGGGAUGACCCCGGUGUGAGUGAUUGGAAGAGGAAGGUCAGUGAAUCUGUAAAUGUGGUGUAUAUUUUAAAAGUGAGGUGCCAACAAAAGAUAGAAUUAACCUUUUGAGGAGGUGGUCUGAGGUGACAAUAGACAUUUACUAGGUGUAGCCUUUUGCUGGAGUGUCCACAGGCAGAAUACUACUUACUUGUUACUCAUGCAAGUAUUGCCCUUUUGGAGGACUUUUUUUCUUCAGAUGAAAAUGUUUUUGCAAAAGUCUUUAUUCAGAAACUCCAUGGACAUUUCAGGUGUUCACUGCAGACAUUAACCUGGGUAAAUGGGGUCUCACUAAGUGGAGACGGAAAGCAGUUCUCCGUUGCAGUUCCCAUCAGGCUAAUGAAGCAGACACAUUUUAAUAUCAAAUCCUGCCAGGUGCAGCUUCACCAUAUCUCCUGCCGUGCUCAGCAGAGGGCUCCAGUUAAUCUGAAUGCACAAUAGACCUAUCAAACUCACCUGAUCAUCCAUCUUUACAGCCAAAGAAUCCUUCUCAGUUUUUAUGGCAUAUGCUUUAAAUGCUAUCUUUCUGUACAUUUUUAUUGCUUAAAAGCUGUCAGUGGUCCUCAAGAAAGGAUUUGAGAUAUUUAAGGAGAGCUGAUGAAACGAUCAGGAGCUUUUUUAGUUGUAUUUAUGCCUUUCAAAAUAAAAAUAAAAUCUAAUUAAAGUAGUGGGUUGAUACAGUCAGUGUCAGAGAAAGCUGUAAUAGAAGCAGAAACAAUCAGGAGGAGUUUCAUUGUUGAUGCACAGAUGAGCAUCACUGUUUUCAAAAUACUACUGCAUCCGAUGACCCCAGUUUCUGAGCGCAAAAAGCAAACAAUCAAAUGUGUGAGUCAUACUUGAGUCUGCGUGACAAUAUGUGAAAUACAAGACAAUUAUUCCAGAGAGCUUGAGGUGUGAGAGCUAAUUUACAUUUCAAGUAACUGUGGUUGUAUUCUUCAUGCCUGCCCCCCUUGCUGUGAAGUUGUUUGGAUCUGCGACAAAGGGCUCAGCACUGUCAGUGAAGGAAAUUGAGCUGUUUCGCCAGAUAUGACUUAAUAACUGUCAAGUACGUUUUCUCCAUACUUGAGAUUAAAUUGGAGCUUGGACAUGCGUGUAACUUUACGAGGACUCUUCUAAUCCCUCAUUAAAUAGAGAGAGAGUCUGUACCAAGCAAGAAAACACACUCAUUUCUCAUCCUCAGUUUGUUUAUCAGGGUUGUGCAGACAUAUGUUGGCAUGCCUUUUAGUUGUAUUACAAGAGGGUGUGAUUGUAUUGGAGGAGGUGACAGCCCUCCUGUGGUUUCAUUUUAGUUGAUUUAUGUGGUGUUUGGAUUGAGGUAGCUAUUUUAAGUCCUCUGUGUAAAGGACAAGACAAGAGUUGACAAACAAAGGUAGUGGCUAAUAGUUAUCUGAUGCUCAGCACUGUCUCUCCAUAUUCAAAUACACUUAAUAAAGUUAUGUUUAUAUUAUAUAUUAUAUAUUAUAUUCAUCAUAUUUCAAAAGUGUCUAGUUGGUGCAGCGCCACUUGGAGGAGCCACUGCUAUGUUUCUGCUAUUGCUGCGACUGCAACUUCUUUCCCAUUCAUUUACUCCUUCCUCCAACAGCCUAUCUUACUUCAAAAGUGGUUCAGCAGUGAUCUUUUAGCCGUGAUCAGUGAACCAAAUACAAUUACUAAAUCAAUAGGAUAAUAAUUUGCGCUGCCAUCCUCUGAUAAAUGAGGGAACUCUGUGAAGUGGAAAAGUCCUCUUCAGUCAAUGGCUGGGAAAUGAGACUGAUUUGCUGGUACAUGGGGAGCUUUUAGUGAGCAUUCAACAAGUGUCAUUGCCUAUUUACUUUGAAAACACUGCAGUGGAGCAUAUAAUGCAGAGUAAUUUAUUCUAAUAGGAGUCAACUAAGAUGUAGCUUUGGUUGUUUACUUAUUGAUUGCUUUAAUUCUUUGUUUACCAUCUAAGUUGCUUAUCAAUGUCAAUAAUGAUGCUCCUGUAGCUUUUCUGCAAAAAAUUAGCUCGACAAACUGAACACAAAAGGUGCUCGAUUAAAAGGUUUUUGCAGAUCUGCCUACAAAGAGAAUAAAAGUGGCCGACUAUUUCAAAACAGCCUCAGUGCCUGCUUGUCUCAGCUGAUUGAGCGUCCACAAUAAAAGCCUGAGAUACUUUUUGAGCGAUUAUUCAAUAAGAAGCUGUGGGGGCUCAACAAAAAAGAAAAGAGCCGUUUCACACAGCGACUGAAAUUUAGAGCACAUCAGACAGCCAUGACCUUCUACCACCGGGUGAAGAGAAGUCAUAGCUUAGCUCACUUUUUUCCCGAUUUUUUUUGCUUUUAGCUCACUCGCUUGCUGUGAUCACACAGGAUAAACUGUCAUUCCUCUCCUAAAGAUGGCAGGAAGUUAAUUGAAAAAGCAAGCACAGGAUGUAUCAACGCAACAGAGAGAGAAACAGCAUCUGCAGAGGGGGAAGGUUUUUUUUUAUUGCAUACAUAGUGUUUCUGGAGCUUUCUCUCUCUCUGGUAGGGAAUCUGUAGGUCUAAUCACACCUUGUGUCACUACUUCUUGAGCCCAGACUGAAAUCAACCCCCUGUGGUUGAACUGCAGGUACACAUCCAGCCACACAGAGCUGUCACACAAACCCAGACACAAACAAGAGCUUCCUGUCUAAAAUAUAAAGAAAAAGAUCUGUUGUUUUUUUCUCUACAAAUAUUUCAUCAACUUAGAGUAUGCAAAUUCUUGUUUUGGUGUCUUCAUAUGAAAGCGGAGCGAGUCAUGUGAACAGUACUUCACUCCGAAAAUGUGUUUCUGUCACAGGGAUUUCAAACAAGGGUGACAGCAAAGAUUUGAUUAGGAUUGGAGCCAUUUUUCUUUACUUUGAGAGGAGACUUUGCAUAUGAAAACACCCUUUAGGAGUCUUUCAUGUAUCAAGGUCAAAAGUAAUGUUUAGCUCAAGAUCAAGAGUGCAAUGUUGUUUAUCAGUGCUUUUGUCCCCUGUGUGCUUCGUAUCUGUGCCGUGCCUCCCGCUGAUUCAGUUUUUCUAAAUUAGCCUUGUGCUUUCAGGGCUGCAAUCUGCAUUAUUUUCGGAGAAUCAUCAUAUCCGGGCUCAAGGCCUACCCUGAGGAAAGAGAGAGAGAGAGAGAGGGAAAGAGAGAUUGAGAGACAGGAGAAAAGGAGAGUUUAUUUCAGUCAUUUCAACAGCUGCUUCUGUUUAAUUCAAGCCCUGCUAGACCUUUAGCAAGCUCAGAGCUGUCAGGGAUAAUUUGCAAAGUUUAUCAUGUCACUGCAAAUUUAUAUAAGUGGCAGCUAAUGACAAAACUAUGUGCACUGACACAGGGAGGUCUUGACGGAUGCAAAAUGUCAACUGUACUGUCACAUUUCAGAAAGUUUGUACCAUGCUGUCUGAUAAUUAGAGUUUCUCAACAUAGUCAGGAUGUGCAGAGCUGCCAUGUACGACCAACUGAGCAGCACAAUUGACUGAAAUAGCUGCAUACUGCUUCACAACUCGAGACAAAUUUCAAAUAAUUGACUGGGUUUUCCAGACAGGUAUUAGUACAAUAGACCUGUGACUAUAAUGGGUGUUUAUAGUGCAGCCUUGCCAGGGUUUUACAGCCUUGCAUACAUACAUUUUUAAAAUGUCUAAUGACUACAAAAGGAAUGGAAAAUGUACAAUUUGAAGAUUAAUGGCAGACUGCAGAUUUACCCGCCUCGUGCUGUGCAAUUGAUUUGUGUGCAAAAGCUCUAAUUUAAGAGCUCUUGAGUUGUUUUUGACAGUUAGCACUGGAAGGAAGGGCUGAAAUGAGCAAUAGGUCAAGGCUGUGGUUUUCCUUGAGGUUAUGCAAUGCUCUGUGCGUUUAUCUGCCUUUUAUACGUCAUGCCAUAACACCUCUUACACUUCUUUCCUGUAGCUCUUCUCCACUCUUCUCCGCUCCUACUGUACUGAACCCAGGUGUGGUUUACUUACGUGAGAUAAGUACUGUCAAUCCAAAUAUAUAUACAUUGUUUUGCUGUUGUAAUUUUGAUGCACCUCUCCCUCUUACCUUACCAACAACUAGGAGAGAGAAACAACAACAACAACAAAAAAAAACCCAGAGUAAAUGAUUUCAGAAAACUAAUUUGUUUAAACCAUAGACUGUAUAUAGAAUGGACGCCGUCUGCCUCCUCGCUGGGUGAAGCCACCGCGAGAACAGCACCCUCUGGUGACGGGCAGCAGUAUAGGUCAUAAAUCCCGCCUCCUCCAGCAAUCCCUAUGGAGCUGUGGACAAACUUUAGAAAUUUAUUACACAGAAUAUACAUUUUUCUCCCCCCUGCUUGCGAUGUUGGCAUGUAGUUACUGUAAGACUGGUUUGUGCUCAAGUCCUCUUUUUUCUGUACAGCUCCAUUUUUAAACGUUAUUAGGGGGUUCAUGUUUUCUAUGAUUGACACUUGAUACAGCCUAUGGGCGUAUGAAGAUUGCGUAGCUCAUCUGGGGGAUACGCUGUUUAAACCGAGUGUCAUCACAGCAACUCUCCUGGCGAAUGCGCACAAUGCUACUGCACAAGUGGUGGAGUGCGUACAAUGCUACUGCGCAAGUGAUGGUUCCAGGAUGUUGAGAAAAUCCCGGAAAUACCAAGAGCAAUUCGGCUUGAAAUCCGUAUAACGACGGAAGGUGGAACCAAGUUGUCCAUAGUAUAGACAGUCUAUGGAUUAAACAUAAAAACAAAACGUGCCGCUUGAAUGCAGAGCAGAAAAGGCUCUGUACCAAAGUGGCAGAUGCGACUCAGAAACGUUGACCUAAAAGGAUGCAGAGCUGGUUUAUUGAACCAGUGUGUGACCAUUGUGCUGCAUGUGUAGGCUUCAUUCCCGGCAUAUGGCUUGUCCUCUAUUCAGAAUUAUGCAGACAGUGCACAUGGUGCUCAUUAAUAAAAUAUAUUUGACAUGAACAAAGACUGUUUAUUUAUCCUGGAGGCAACAUCAUGCAAAUCCUACAUGUGCACCAUGACACAACUCGUGACCAAGCCCUUUCAGCUCCUCUCCUCCCUACUUGUGAUGCUUCUGCUCUCAUGUGUUCUCUCCUCUCCUGUUGUGUCCUCUGGUGUCCCCUUCCCUCUUUCUCAUCCUCUCCUCUCUUUCUCUCCCCCUGUUUCUCCUCUUUUUCUCAGAGCCCAAUCGAUAGAGACUGCCCAGCCAGCUCUGUCAGUUUUUCAGUCUGUGGUAAUUACCUGGCCAUCCUGUCACUUCACAUCUAUUUAGUGGAGAUGGACCUGAGCUGGGGAACCUGAGUGGAGGAUAAUAUGCAACCCGUUUGGCUGAUCUUUCAUUCAAAAUACGUACAAGGACAGGGAUAGAGUGGGGUAGCCGUGCCUGAUGAAGGCUUUCAGUUAAGUUGGAAAUGAUAUGCAGACGUGAGAUGCUACACAUAAGCCAAUAAAUGAUAUUUUAUCACUAAUAUGGGAUCCAGACAGCGAAAAAUGAAAUCAUUGUUGAAGGGAAAUGCAUUACUUAGAGACUGAAUUGAUGCAUUCACACCAAAAUAAGAAGACACUUGGUUGUAAAACUAGAGAGAUGAGGAUUUCCAUGUUGUUUGCUGUCUUGAUACUGUGCAUGCAGUACAAAAAGAGAAGUUUAGCUGUGACAUAAAAGCUUAACCUAGCCAUAAAAAAGACUGUCUCCAAUCAAACCACAUUUUUAAUCUCCUUGAGAAAACCUUCCUAAGAGGAUCAAUAAAGUUUUAUCUAAUCUAAUCUAAUCUAUUUCAAUCAUAAUCUUAUUUUUGACUUUUUUGAUGUUCUAAAGGAUUUUCCAUGUGUCACAACGCUCCAAAUUUCCUGAAUGGACAUCCAGUUCAGCACAAGCGGUCCUGGCUGAGUAGGGUGUGUGUGUGUGUGUGUGUGUGUGUGUGUGUGUGUGUGUGUGUGUGUGUGUGUGUGUGUGUGUGUGUGUGUGUGUGUGUGUGUGUGUGUGUGUGUGUGUGUGUGACAGAGAGAUAAAAGGGAGAUGAGAGAAACACGCAGGUGUAUCUCGGGUUAUCAAGCCAGGUAAAGAGAACAGGAUUGUGCAACUCUGGCUGAUAAUUCUCUGACCUUUACCUUUUACACUCUAAUGCAUCCUAAUAGGCUGCCGGGUCCCAGUAUGUCUCCUCACUUACCAACUCACACAUGCAUUAUAUUCUCCCUACACACAGCCACACACACACACACACACACACACACACACACACACACACACACACACACACAAAUCAGUGUCUGGUUGUCUUGGAGAUCAAAGCUAUUAUAUUUUCUGACAACAAAAGCCCCAGGAGUUGAUGUAAACUUACCUCUCAGCCUUACCAGAUUGUCUGAUCUUGACUUAAAAAAACAAACAAAAAAAACAUUUAACCAACUACAUACACUGCAUACAGUCUUUGAACAUAUGUGCAUUUUUUUUUAUUCAGCCAAACAUGACCUUAAGUAACCUUGUGCUUAAAGUUCUUUGAAGUUCUUUGAAGUUCUUACAUUUUCAAAAUAAAAUAACUUCAAAAACUUCAAAUUAACAACGUACUUUGAUUAUGUGUUUUUCUGAUAUCCACUCUGUGUGAUUGAUUGUUUUCAGAGGUGGCCCGCACCAUGCAAAAGAAUGACCGGUCCGGUGACGACAGUCAGCGCGAUAGUGUAAGUAAUCGAUCCUUUUAAAGAUUCCUUUUGAUCUACUACGUCCUUUUAUCUUCCUCUUUUACUCCUAUCUUACUUUACAUCUUCAUAGGUUUCAUUCUUCUUGCGAUCGAACCAUCCCCAUGUUGUCUUCUUGUUGUUGAACACCACUAUGCGCGUCAUUAUGUAAGAAGCUUGGAUAAAAUGGAAAUGAGCAGCACUUACGAAGUGCCUUUUUCGUCGUGCAACCACUCAAAGCACUUCACAUCAAAUGCCACUCAUCCCAUUCUUUAUACACAUUUAUACACUGAUGGCAGGGGUUGUACACAACUUCAAAUCAUACACAGGCUAGAAUAACACUGACACAACCUUGGAAAGCUAUUUAGAGUUCAGUAUUUUUUUUUUUUCCCCUGAUGACACUUAGGCAUAAACUGGGGGGACUGAAUCACUGAAAAGAAAAAGUGAGAAAAUCAAAAACUAGGAAGGAGCGAUGAACAAGACUGAAUGCGCUCUCGAGCAUCUUCAAAGGGAUGAUUAUUUCCUUCCACGUGAGGUGAAAUAAUUUUGUAUUUUCAAAACAGUUUGUGAUGUGGUACGAGAAUUCUUUUUCGCAAAGAAAGAGAUCUUGGAACAAGUCUUGAAUGCAAUAUCUCAGUAAGGCACAAAAGAGAAUAAUUGCUGGAACAUGCUGAUGUCUCUUGAGGUAAAAUGGUUUCUGUUGUUUUUGGUGAGUUCUGACAGUUUUGGACAGCAGUGAUUUCAUUUUCCUUGAUUAUGUUGCUUUUCUCGUCUCGUUUGUCUGACAAAUGUUUUAGUAUUUCAACAAACCAUGGUGAAAUUUGUGUCAGGGUGCUAGCACUCGCUUGCAGGGGUUAAAAACAAACAAAUAUAUACACUUUUUUCCAGCCACAACAGCAGAGUAACUGGUUCUUAAAUCACUUUACCCUGUUUUGUGUGGAGUGAACAGCUCACGCAGUAGUUGAAGGUGAGUAGUCUCAUGUCAUAAUUAAAACAUUUGGUCACUCACUAGGGAUGGGCGAUAAAUUAUCGUUCACGAUAAAUCGUCAGAAAAAUCCUCCAUAAUAAAUAUUUGCCAUCUCAUGAUAAAUACGAUGAAUGCAAGUUGAUUACGUAAGCGCGAGUUACUGACUCACAGCCACAGCCCACACAGAGCAGAAUAACAAUCAAACAUGGCCGAAGGCAAUGAAGAAGACGCUUCUGAGCAGCUCGUUACUGAACGAGACUCCACAUGAGGGAUUUCCUUUAAGAUCGGGGCUUAGAUGAGUGAAAUCAGAUAUGCCUGACAUCCAACAGUGGAUCUGCUGUUGUUCACUCUGUGCAAUAAGAGUUUUCAACAAAUGUUGAAAAUAUUUUCACAUUUGAGAGUUGUUUGAUAUCAUUAGUUUUCUCCAUAACCCACCACUCAAACUUGUGGUUCAGUAUCUUAUUUGACUAUUCCAACUAGUGUUCUUAAGACAAACUAAGUCAGAAAUAUAGACUGGAAUUAUAAUAUUUUUUUUAUCAGGACUUUAAUCGUUAUCACCAGAAUGGCAAAUCUUGUUGUGAAUAAGUUUUAAGCCCAUAUUGCCCAUCCCUAUUGCUCACAGGAUAUCAAGUAGACAUGACACAUUUGAUGUUCCCUCUCUCUUCUGAUCUGUAAAGUAAAUGAAAUAAAUGUUUAGGAUUUAUCCAACAGUUUAAUAGGAUUGUAUCCAAAUUGUUUUAUUUCUUAAUGAAAAUCUGAUGUAAUUGGAUCAUAGUAUAGCCUCUGUAUUGCAUUUGGACCAUCUCGUGCCUAGUUGUGUGUUUGGGCUUAAUUUUACACCAAUCCAAUGACUCCUUGACUUCAUUUCACCAAAGGGUGAGACAGUUGACAGCCCAAAUACAGUCACCUCGGUUUGUGUGAUACAGUGAUAAAUACACUAAAUAUUGAUCAUUAAAUUGAAAAUAUGUAGAUCUACACAGAUUCACCCCAUAUUAGAUUCACUGUUACAACUUAAUCUCACUGUCCAAUGGUACUUAUGACAGGGGUUUCCAACCUGUGACAGCAUGGUGACAGAGUUUGCCUUUGGAAAGCAGAUUAUCACAAGAGCUGAUAUUGUAAACACAACAAUAGUAUGUUGUGUAUGCAAAGACAAGCACAACCAGUAAGAGGCAGCUUAUAUUGCCUUUGGGUUUACGGUUAAUACAGCAGGAGAUGAGGAGAGGAUGGUGUGUGUUUGAAAAUAUUGGCAGCUGGCAGUUUGACACUUAACAAAUCAAGAACACACUCAAAUCUUAGACUCCAGUCAUGGCGAUAAACCAAACUUGGUGAAUAUCCCCUUCAGGCACAUCACUGUGAAGGCUGCUCUAGUAAACAAAAAAGAACUUUCUCAUUCCAUCUGGCAAAGCGGUUGCAAAUUACAAUAAGUUUUUGUGCUUGGGGGGGAAAGAAGAGGCUGGUAUAGCAAUCUGACAAUGUCUGACACUAGUGUUGGAUGAAGUCUGAGUUGCUCCUCUUGGACAAAUGGUAGAAAAUUUUUGAAGUUGUAAAUAGGGAUGGGAAGUGAUGAGAACUGAUCGAUAUCAAUGCAAUUAUCGAUUCUACUUAUUGACUCAAUUCCUUAAUGGGUCCUUUAUCAAUGCCUUUCUUUGAUUUAAAAAAGUAGACUAUAGGUUAUCACCGGUGACUCUUAUUGAGUCUUGGAUAACAGAAAAAGAUGUAUGCCACCUUCAGUGAGAGUCUAAAUAUAAUCAAAUGGCAAACUAUUUGUACAGCAUUUACUUUGGUCGGUAUUAAGUCAAAUACAUAAUAUGUAUUGCAAUUAUGUUAACACAGGACAUAAGUAGCUUCCAUGCCAUGCUGAGACAGAGCAGUAGCGGCUGACGACUGGUGGAGAGCAUCGAAUGCACGUGACUCCUUAUAUUUGAUGCUAUGCCCUGUUGACAAAUGUUGAAGCAUGUUGCUGAUGUUUCCACCUUUACAUGUUAUCACUGCUCAAUGAACGCUGCACGUCGUCUUUCUUAGUUAAAUGAAGCCACGCUUUCGAUAGUUUCUGCUUACUUUUCGUACCGUCCGCCAUGUUUUUUUUCCUCAAAGUCUCUGUUCUCGUUUGCGUAGACUGGCACUCGUGAGACCGUUUUUGUAAGGCACCCGGAUGAAAGGAAUCGUUAAGAUAAAAUGUAAACGAUGUUGAUGGAUUGAACCAUUUAGAACCGGUUCUGAACAAGAACCAGUUCUCGAUUCCCAUCCCUAGUUGUGAAUACACAUAUGUCACAGUUUCAUGAUAUUUGUCACAAAAAAAUGUCGGAUACAGUUGAAAUUAAGAUUGCUCCUGUUCUAGCAUUAAAAAACCCUAAAAGUAUAGUGCCAUGAAACCAUCUAAUAUAACAAAUAGAGGUUUGUCCCACUGAGUCCACCCCCCACAAGAGCUACUCAACCAUCAGUGCCUCAGCUGUCUCACAUGAUGUUGUCGGAGUUCCGUCAAGCUAUUAGUCACCCACCUCCAUCCGUCUGAUUUUAAUAUGCAGGUUCCUGGAAAUCCUUGCAAACAACAAGACAGGUCAGAGCCGUGUUUGACCAGAGAUGCAGCUUGUAUAGAGAGGCAGCAGACUCUGUCAGGCUGAUCCUCCUGUGUGCAUGAAUAAGAUAUUCAAUCACAUUCUACGCCUGUUGACCUGAGUUAAAGUUCAACUGUGGGGCCGGUGAAUGAGUCUUUAAAAUGAGCUGACAGAAGGGAGGAAAUAUAUUCAGUAUGCAGAUGGAAAAUCUCCUCUGACUCUUGUGGGUAGAUAAGCUCAAGAAUAAACGACAGAUUUAUUAAGAGAAAAAAAGUGAAAUUUCAUUUCAGCUGAAGGUUUGCUGCAUGGUUGACAAUUCUGUGUGAUUCAUGGUGAAUGUUAAGACGACCUGUGAUAUGUGGUUUGCACCCUGGGGCUGAUUUUCCCUUGAAUAUCCACUCCAUCGGUAUGGAAAAACAAGAACAUAUAUCUGUUUGUUUCACUGUUCAAAUGCAUUCAAAUGCUAUAAACUGUAAUUUAAAUCAUUUAAAUCUCAUUUCUUACUAACUCUGAUCAACAGUUUGAGAAACAAAAUCCAAAGACAUGCUUUCUUGCAAGAUAAGCAGCUCAAACUCAUAUGUAACUUUAUAAUAAAACAAAUACCAUUUAUUCCCACUGGUCCAAUAUUAAAAAGAGCUGCAUGAAUAUAAAUGGUGAUUAAAAAAUCUGACAUCAAUGGGAACAAAUGACCUAAAAAAAUCAAAUAAAACCACAGCUAAUGGAAAGAGCUGAUUGAUGGUUUUACAUUUCCUUUUUCCUGGGAUGUAAUACACCUCAAAAUUACAUAAUUGCAUAUUACUACGAACAAAUCCAAAAGACAAAUGGUUGAAUUUUUAAAUUUUUGUUUCUUUCGUUGCCAUGGGGGAAAAGACUUGUGAGUUAAGAGAGAGCAGGGCAGGGGGGAGAAAAAGAGACAGCUGAUAAAACAAAUGGGCUGGACAUCGAGGGAGUGCAGGUGAGCGAGAGGAGAGGAGAGGAGAGGAGAGGAGAGGAGAGGAGAGGAAAGGAAAGGAGGAGGGUGAGGUAACGACUUGAGGUAACUGUAAAAAACAAACUGAGAGCAGCAGAGAUGCUCCCUCCUCAUCCUAGAGGGUGUACUGAGGUAGAGCAGGGACACAGGCUGCAGUGCUGAUGAAUACGUUUCACAGGGGCUCUCGGGGGCUGUCCAAUCAGGCAGUGCCAUCGAUGAAUAGUCAUGAGUCACCUUAUCAGCAUCACCAUGGAUACGCAGAUGUGACUGUGGCCCUGUGAAUGUGAUGAGGGAAUAGAAAUGGGCCAAACGCCGCUCCAUCUCCUUCCCGCGCACAUCUUGAUCAUCAAUUAGAGCCCAGCAGGGGAGCGUCCAGGCCACGAGCUCGGCUGGCUGAGGGAUAGGGAGAGGCGGCUUCACGAGAAAUGUACAGAAAGGGCAAGUAGUGGACAACAUUAAGGGGAUAUAACCCAUGGAGUAUUUGAAAUCAGCUUGAAUCAUUAUAUAACGGAAAAAUUAAAAACCAGUAAUGUCAAUUUACACUCAGCACAUACAUUUGAAAGCUGACAGGAGAAGUGGGAAGUGUAUGACUAGGUGUUAAACAAAAAGAUUGAUUGAAAGCAAAUUAGAUUGAAGAGGAUCAGAGGAUGGCAAAAUUAUCACAGGAGUGGAAAAGUGAGUGAAGGGUGAGCAGGAUGAGAGGCAGCUGCUGGAGAUCAAACAAAGAAAACGGACAGGGGCUAAUGGGAUAAAGGGCUGGGGUGACAUGCAAUGAUUUGGACAAUUCCCUGAUCUUCUACAUCAAGACCUAAUAAAGAUUAACAACCCUCUUAAGUGCAGUUUUGUAACAGUCAAUUUCUUGGAAAGGUCACUCUCAACACUUGCUGGAAUCACCUUCAAGAUUUGAUAGAUCCCUUCAGAGGCAGAUACCAAUAUCACCAAAGACUAGGGGUACGCUGAAUCACUUAAUAUUCUGGUCAAUGUACUUGUGAGUAUUUGUAUCAAUAGUACUCUGAGUAUUUGUUUCUAGUGCAGUGCAUAGCGCACUUUUACAGGAGUACAAUUUGAAGUCCUUAAGCUACACUCCAAAAACUGUGAGCCUGUCUUUGUUGUUGGUGUAUCCCCACACUCUACAUCACCAUCACCAUCACCAACUUCAAAUUUAAACUUUCUGUAAAAUUAGGCCGACAAAAGAAAUUCCUCAGUGUUGUCUCCAGCAUCUCUCUUCUGCUUUUCUGCUUUCCCACAAAAUAGCUUUCUGUCAAAUGACAAUGAAGCUGAAUGAAAGGGAGUGACUGAGGGCUAAUAUUAACCAGGCUAAAAUCUGUAUUGAAAAUUAGGGGUGUCAAGCAGACGUUUGAUUGAUUGUGUAAUCAGUGGAUUGGAUAGAAUGGUAGUUGAUUUGUAAUGCCAGCUAACAAUACAAUAGCACCCCUAGCAGGCAUUACCAGUUAUUGGUCACUGUAUAAGUGAACGUUUGAUAGAGGAAUGGAAAUAAAAGGUUGCACCAUAACAGUUAUUGCACUCAUACAAAUACUAGAACACAUUGUAAGUGUGCACACUAUAGACUGUAUAUAGAAUGGACAGUGUCUUCCUCCUUGUUGGGUGAAGCCGAGAACCCACUGGUGACGGGCUGCAGUAUAGGUCAUAAAUCCAGCCUCCACCAGCAAUCCCUAUGGAGCUGUGGACAAACUUCUGUUGUAAUUUGAUGCACCUCCUCCUCUUACCUUACCAACAACUAGGAGAGAAAAAAAAAAAAAACAGAGUGAAGGAUUACAGAAAACUAAUUGGUUUAAACCAAAGACUGUAUAUAGACCGAAUGCCGUCUGCCUCCUCGCUGGGUGAAGCCACCGCGAGAACAGCACCCUCUGGUGGCGGGCAGCAGUAUAGGUCAUAAAUCCCGCCUCCACCAGCAACCCCUAUGGAGCUGUGGACAAACUUACGAAAUUUAUGACACAGAAUAUACAUUUUUCUCCCCCCGGCUUGCAAUGUUGACAUGUAGUUACUGUAAGACUGGUUUGUGCUCAAGUCCUCUUUUUUUCUGUGCAGCUCUAUUUUAAAAAGUUAUUAGGGGGUUCAUGUGUUCUAUGAUCGAAACCUGAUGAGCCUAUGAGUGUACGAAGUUUGUGUAGCUCACCUGGGGGAUACACUGUUGGAGCCGAGCGUCAUCACAGCGACUCUCUGCGACUCUCCCGGUGAAUGCGUACAAUGCUACUGCGCAUCAUUGGUUUCAGGACAUGGAGAAAAAAACACGGAAAUACUGAGAGCUUUUCAGCUUCAAAUCCGUAUACUGGCAUUAGGUGGAACCAAGUUGUCCAUAGUAUAUACAGUCUAUGGUGCACACAUUACAUUCAGGAGCCUUUGUAUGAAAUGUUUGCAAUUUUGAGUCCUGAACCCAUGAAAAUGUGUUCCUACCUUUUUAAACAUUCAUGAAAAUUUACUAUAAAAUCUUAUCUUAUGGAGCUAUUGAAGAUGAAUAAGUCUAAUUUCCUCUGAAUAAAUUCUCUCUAAAUAAAUGUUCCUUUAAAUAAACAUUUUACAGCUUCAUAACCACUGCAGUCAUUUUUUUAAUAAACCUGAUAAUUGCAGUCGUCUCACAGAUAUGACGGGCCCAGUACAAACAAUGUUAAUUGUUUUUGAGCCACUGCUUAUCUACAUGCUUAUUUAUUUGCGUGGGAGUGAAGCAAUCUACUGCAUAUUUGAAACAUAAUUAAAUUAACAGGCAGCUUCUCAAAUAUAAGGACAUUUCUAGGCUCUCUUGGAAAUUAUAUGUCUAUUUUUUUCCCUUUAAGCUGGCCACAAUUCGAGCGGUGGGAAAUUCGUGUUGUAAAUCUGAUCCAAAUGUGCUUGUCAGGGUCUUAAUGCCUGCUCUGUUGUCUGUGUGGAGCCUGCAUGUGCACAUUUAUCCACCCAAAAGGGUAGAAAGGGAAAGGACGCUCGAUAUUUAUUUAUUCCUCUACACCUGUUCUAAGGAAACAUUGCCACCAGCUCACUGCUCUCAUUUCACAGCCUGUUGACUGCGUUGAGAGUGUGAUUAAUCUUGCAUAAGGUGUUUGGCAGCAUGGAUGUGGGGCUGAUACAUGAAGAGCAGAGUGUGAACUCAGUCUGGGAAGGUCGGUAUGGUGGAUUCGUGGGGUGAUGAAUCUGCCACCCUGUCAGUGUCACAGUUUACCCAAAUUCAAUCCACCAAUGACACAUUCAGUAUGUUUUAUCCUCUUUUUCCUGUAUCAAAACAAUCUGAACACUAAUGUCCUCUUCACAGUUGCUUUAUUGUGCGCAGAUCCACCUUAUUUCAAGAAGGCUCCUCUUUAUCUCUCUGUUUUACACAGAGUGACCCUGACUCUUUAUCACUGGGAAAAUACAAAACAGUGUGUUUAACAUUUCUGCAGUUUAUCUGCUGCUCAGUGGUGCUAGCAUUUCUUGCCUCUCCAUCUGCUGCAAAAUAUUACCCUUUCUCAAUAGGUUUUCUACAAGUUCAUAUAGUUCAUCUUAUUUUACCCAGCACGGAGUGAUGCAUCACAGGGACAUGCCUGAAGCAGAGGAUGACUAUAGGUUUCAUUCCUUCCAGACAUUUCUCCUCAUGCCUCCUAGCGUACUCUAGGGAGGCUCUUUGAAACAAAUUGUUUCAUCUCCCUCACCUCCAAUAUGACACUCCAGUACUACACUGUUACUUCUUUAUCACCUUUCCCGCUAGUUUUCCUGCCUUUAAUCUCUUCCCGCGUUAUAUUUUUCUCACUUCAGCUGCUGAGAUCAAAAGGAAACAAGACGAGAUGCGCAGAUAUAGUAUCUUUUGUACAUAUUUUCCCUUGCAAAACCUUGUGUUUACUUUCAUGCUAUGAAAUUGGACUCAAUAUGCAAACUUGUUAGCAGCUUGAGUCUUCUCUCUAAGGCAUUCAGAAUGUAACAUGUUUAAAUCAACUGUAUCACCUAAAGGCUGAUACAAAUACAAGCAGAAAUGUCAGACACUGUGACUAGAUGUAUAUUUGCAUGGAGGAAAAUUACAUGGCUUCAUCCAUGAGGGUCUAAGAAUAGUAACAACAGAGGAUUCUUUGCACAAGCAAGGAGGUGUUUGAUUUCCAAACAGAUGGAGAUACAGUAAGUAAUGAGGAAGAGGGUUUGAAUUUAACAUUUGAGCUGUAAUCGCACAUAUACAUACACGCUCUCAGAUACUCACACUUAGUUAGUCAUAUAAAGAGCAUGGGCUUUUAUUUUGCAUCUGUUAAACCUGUGCAAAUGAGUCACAAAGACAUCUUCUAAUUUACAAUCCACACCCAAAGGGUUGGAUAGACUUCAAACUGCUGUAGAGUACACAGUGUCACUUUGUGCCUGUGUUGUCUGUAUACAUUGAAAUAAGCCAUCAAGAAAACAGUUAGCCCAAAAUAGACCUCUCUGUACAAAUAGAAGUAGUAAAAAAACACUUAACUCACUGACACUGCAGCUGACAGUCACGCACAGUGAGAAAUUUUACUGUCUGCUGGGAGUUGGUGAUAACAGCACUGUUUUAAUGUAAUGUCACACUUAAACUUCCCAGUAAUCGUGACAACAAUUUCACCUCUAGAUCCUCUAAUAUGUUACAUAAGUAUUUUGAGAUUACUUUGCUUUUAUUUCUAUUAAAAAAAUAAAUUAAUCACCAGACUUACAAACUUAAAAAACACUUGAUUUCAGAACCUGUGCUCAACCAAGGAGCAGCAAAGUCUGGGCUCUCAAGAAUUUCUAAAAUUUUUUGCUCUGUUUUUUUCGUGUUUUGGUCAUUUUUUGUCUGAUGGAUGUUUCUGCUGGGAGAGGAGUUUGUUCAGGAGAGAAGCUUCCUUAAUUGAGACGGAACUGGUGUAGAUGACGACAUCCUGGAGAUGUUCUUGUGGUUCUGUGUAGGUGUGGAGAUGAGGACAAAGUUGAAGGCUAGGAAAUGGAGAUACAAACCCUUUCUUCCAUCAGUCAUCAUAAGAAACAUAAACUCUCUGCCCAACAAAGGCUGAAACUUAAGAUAUUAAUUUAGACUGAGAAAGCAUUCUUUGAGUGCAGUCAAGCUCAAACAGAGAUGCUAAAGCUAGUGGCAAGAAGAAAAGAAGGGGGUCUGGCUUUAUUUGUUAACCAGAGACGGUGUAACUUCACACACAACUGUCAAGGAGAGGAUGUGUUGUCCACAUAUUGACUGUUGGAAGUUGCUCUUUUGCCAAGGGAGUUCCGUCAUAUCACAACAAUAUUUGUAUACAUCCAACCAAGGCAACGGCUGAAGUUCAGUGUUUGGUUUCAAGUUUUAUUUGAUUGGAAACAAGUUGGACUCAUUAGAGGAUGUGGUGGAGAGAUGCACACUGAGGAAAGAAGAGGCCGUUCUCAAGAACAUGGAUCAUCCACUUCAUAACACCUUGAUGGACCAAAAAAUAAACAAAACAAAGCAAACAAACAAAAAAUCAGUGGUGGACGGCUCCUUUCUCUUUGCUGCAGGACAAUUAAGUUCUUGUAUUGUGUUGCCUUUACACAUGACUGAGUUUAUUUAUUUUUUAUCUAAGCUGGUCUUUGCUAGCUUUCAUGUUUUCUAGCUUGCUAAAAGGAAGCAGGCUGGAUUAAUAACUUAAUCAUUGGAAAAUUUGGAAAUUUGUUUCCCAUCAGUCAGGAUCAUUUCAAUGAUUAAGUGGUACAAAGUUUCUCCUCAACAAUCAGACACAAAAUCAGAGCAAACUGUGCAAAGUUGCAGAACUUUAUGGGCCUAUUUUUGCUUGUUCAUCAUUAGUGCAACAUGCUUUUUGAAUCAGACUUCCAGAUGAGUCAGAUUGAGAGGUAAACAAUGUGCUUGGUGCUAUUAGUGUGAGCAAUCCAUUUAUAGUGAAUGCCCCUUCAGGGAUUUGUAGCACAUGAGUUAUGGAACUUUGGCUUAAUUUUGUCAUCAUUAGCAGAUGAUAGAAUAUGAUUACCAUUGGGUUCUAUGAUUGAGGACCUUUAAAUAAUCAAACAAAUAUACUUUUACUAUCAGCAUCUCUCUCUGCAGUUAUAUGAAUCUGAUGAAAUCCCAAAGUUUAACACAAUGAAAAAGGUCAGUGUUUGACUGUGUCAUUUCUAAGCCCUGUAGGGAUUCAUUUAUAUUCAGAGAAUUGUACUGUGUCACUGUCUACAAUGCAAAACAUGUUUGGACAUCAUGAAACAUAAUAUCAACUUGUGCAUGUAGAAUAAUUUCGAAAUACAUGAAUACCUCACUUAAUUUCCAAACCCAGCACCCCUCCUCUCUCUAUCCAAGCUGUGCCCACUGUGUACUGUAGGAGAUGAACUGUGCUAAUUUUUAUUACCCCACAGAAUAACACGCUUUAUAGCUUCAGGAACCACCUGACCGCACAGUUAAACACACACGCCUGUAAAUACCAGCUACUCUGUAUGGUAGAGCGGCAGACACACCUUUGUUGUUGAGGCAACGUUGUCACUGAGUGAGCAUGUGCCAAACAAACCGUAGGACUGAUGGAGACGUUAAGACUGUGGAGUAACACGAGCCGUAGAUAUCAAGUGUGCUUUAAUAAAUCAGACUGCUUACAGUAUGCAUUAUCGUCAGAGUCAGUGGGGACAGAAUAGAAGCUAUAAAUAAAAUGAGCUUCUUGAUAAAAUCUACUUUUCUCUCUCCUUUUAAAUCGUGUCGCUUUUCACAGUCUUCUAUUCACUGGCAGAUAAAUGGAAACACUGAAUUGUUUUUUCAGCCAGUUGAUUUACUCCAUCUCCUCUUUCCUCUCUCAUCUCUUCUCCUUUCUUUCUCCCCCACCCGACUGUGUUACUUCUUUCCCAGACACUUCUUGCCCUGCUCUUGGGCUUUACCCAGCAUCCAUUUAAGAUUCAUUCUCUGAUAAAAAUCAAUUGCUGAAUUCAGAGCGGAGCGGAGAUGAAUGAUGGUACUGAUGAUACUAAGGAGGGAGCAGGGUGCCCCCUGGCUUGUAGUGAUGAUGGAGAAUUCCUCUAUUUUAAUCUAAGCCUUGAACCAUUUCAUGAUCACAGUUGCUUUGUGAGGUAGCUCAUAGCAAAACCACUUUUCUGAGUUUUGAGUGUUUGAUUCUACAGUUUGUAUCCUGUAAACACAACCAGAAAUGGUACACCUGAUUUUGAAACAUCUUACCAACAUGGAUUCAGAUUUAGUUUCCCCAGUUUCAGAGCAUAUAGUGAUGGAAUAUACAUUAAUAUAACCUAACCAGGUACUGAAAUGAUGAUGGUAUUCAGUUCGAAGAGUGCAAAUAUGGAAAUGCCUCUCAGCUCGCCUCAGGUGAAAACCCAUCACCCACAAGCAUGGGAUAAUAGAGUUCACCUUCAAGCCACUAACACAUAGCCUGCACACUAUUUGAUUUUGAAUUAUAAUUUUUUUGCUUAAUUCUGUAAUAUAUGAAUGUUAUUGUCAUGAAACAAAGAGAGGUGGCAGGCUGAGGUCUUGUCCAGACACUGUUUCUACUGUGAACUACAGAAAUAUAAAAGGCCAAAACACACGCAACCAAUCAUAAUCUUUUAAAGGUCGACAGGAAAAGAGGUGCUGAUGAAAAACUCAAUUUAUAAAAAGAGUUGGCCUUCUGUUUGCUGGUAAAAUAGUCUUAUUGAUGUGAACUGAUUCAUUAACUUUGCACAAGGCAAGGAGUACCUCCAAGGCCUUAAACAGCUAAUCUUUAUGUUGUACAACACUUGGAUGGUUGGUUCACAGAAAAGCCUGAUGUCUGAUGAACAGCACGACCUUUACAGAAGUGAUAAUGAAAAGGACUCCAGAUUAGUUUAUUUAAGCACAAACAUAGAGUAAGACAGGGAGAAGAUUGAAUUACUAUCAAGGGAAUGUGGAAAGAUAAGAGGAGAUGUGGCGACCUCAAAUGAUGAAUGAAAUCUACAUGUGAAAAAGGAAAUGAGCCGGUAUUAAAUCUAUCUAGGUAUGAGCAUAUCUAGAAAGUCUCUUCAUCAAAGGAAAGAGCCCCCAGCAGAAAAGCUGGCAUACAUUAGUCAAAGAAAUGUCAAUACACAUACAUUUCUUUGAACAAUUUCCAUUAUAAAAGUGCAAAUCAAAGCAGAGUGAGUGUGUGUGUUUUAGCAGGUCUUGUUUUGUUGGCUGGGCAUCAAAUCUAUAUGCCUCUUUGAUAAUGGGUGCAGUUUAGUAAUACAUACUGAUGUGCUGUCAGGAUCAAAGUAUCCUCAUGCUGCUCAAACAUCAUUUACACCUCCCUGUCCUCACAGUGACUCUUUCCUCUCAGAAUUUAAUUUUUUUUGCUGUGCUUUGCAAACAUAUGAAAACCCAAAAGACUCAAAUCAGAGCAGGACUCAUUUUUACUCCCUCAGCCACAACAACACUGCACUGAAUGACCCCUGAAAUCACAUCUUUCUCGGGUAGAUAACAUACUUCUUCAUGAUGACAUAAAAAGAGGCUGUCAUUAUGUCUGAAGAUGAUUUAUAGACCCGAAGUCUUGUUUUGCACCAACAACAAUCUUUAUUCCAGCAUGUCAGUCUGAGGCCUGUCAUGCUCACCAAUAGGAGGAUGUCAUCAGCAAAACAUGAGAUGAAAUUAAGAUACUAAAAUAAUGGACCCAACAAGCUUGACUCAUGGUGCCUUCGAGUUUCCACGGAAGUCGGAUAUCAGAGCUGGGAAUGACGUCACACCCAAGUUACCAUCGUUUCAGUUGCCAAGGCGAAGAAAAGCAAAAUUGGAGGCGGAAACAAGAUGGCUACAUCUACAAAAGUUAUUUUAGCGCUUGCCUUGUCCGAAUAUAAGCAGCUUCAGGACAAAUAUGCGGUCCUUCUGCAACUUCCAACACGGUGAAUGAAGAGGACAAACAAAGGUGCAGAAGGUAGCCUAUCUUUUCUUUCUAAGUAUUUCGUUGUUUACAAAAAGUAUCUAUCGCCGUUUGAUCGGUCAUCAGUUAAUAACAGGCGAGUGCUCUUAACUGCAUACACGCAAUUUAUCAAUUAUAAGUUGAAAUAAACAAAAAAACACCGGCUUAAACUACCAGGCUACGGUUAGCUGUUGUUAGCCACUGUUAGCAUGGCCGGCUUUGUGGUUGGCAUAUACACAUGAAAAAUGUAAAUUACACUAUGAAAGUAUUUCCACAUCUAAUCAUACUUUUGUAGCCCGAGCCUCAGGCUGAUUUACUGCGACAAUAAACAGUGAAAAGUGUUAAUAAAAGGAUUAUUACAUGAGCUUCAACUUGCAGUUUACAACCGGCGCUGCCAUCUUUAAACGUCAACUUGGGGGCUGUGUUGGUCAUCUGACUUUCCGAGUCGGAAAUCCGACAUCGAUGUUCAUCCCAGUUGAAAGUUCUUACUCGGAGCUUAUAAAUUCUUACCUCCGAGAACAACUGGAACGCACCAUCAAAUCAACAGUUCCUAUCGUGACACUCUGGAUGCUCAGUUGUUAUUUGAAAAAAAACAAAAACGUAUUUGUUUUUCUUUUUUCUUUUUUGUAAUUUGCAAUGCAACACAACAAAAACAGUUUGAGUUGAAUCCAAGCGGAUACUUGCUGCUGAUUACUUAGUCUGGUUUGAAGGAGGACUUGUGAAUCAAAACUUGCCAGUGCAAUUUCAAGGGCAAGAUGAUGAUGAUCUGUAUUCCUUCUACUGCAGCUGUUGAAAGCUGUGUUUUCAGUGUACACUUUUACUGAUUACAGCCCCCACCCCUCUACCCACACAAACCCAAAACAAAAAAAAAAACCUUUACCUGACAGAUAAAACUUCAAAGAUCCUCCAGUUCAGCCCAGUCCAAAACAAAACAGAUCCUUGUGUCAGUUUGGAGUAGACUGAGAGGUUAUGAAAAGCUACAUAGCUCUUGUGUCAGUGUUGCUUUCUUUUUUCUCUCCUCUUCCAUACCAAUCCAACAAAGAGUGCUGCAUGAGCCCACUUUUCUCAACAGGGCUGGCAAUAAAGACGCAACCGGCUACCAUACAGAGAUCUGCUUUGACAUCAGUGUUUGACGUUUGCUGCUUUGUCUGCUUUUACCAUUAAGACCUCUGUAUCAUUUCACAUAAGGAAGUGAUUUAAACCCAUUUGUUUACACUUACCUUUGUAUGACCAGGACUUUGGCUAUUAGUGUACUUUUUGUUGAUUUUUUUAGGUCUUUUUGCCUCAUCCUUUUUAAUUUGAUGACUGUGAAGCACUCAGUGACAACUGUUCUAGAGAGGUGCUAUACAAAUAAAGUUUAUUUAUUUAUUUAAUGUGAUGUUUUGUAGUAAUUAUUAGGGAUGUACCAAUCCGAUAUUUGAUAUCUGUAUCCGUCCCGAUACAGAAGAAAAUUCUAGAUCGGGUACUCUAUGGUAUGCACUGUGAGUGGCAUCCACAAGUAAACAGGCUAAGCGGAUGCCCACAUUGUUUUCAAAAUGGAGCAAGCAAAGGGGUCUGCUAUCUUGAACUUUAUUACAAUACCUCAGCCUACAAGCUCGACGGCCACUUGCAAUACCUGCGCAAUAAACGUUUUGAGGGGCGGUGGUAAAACUUCAGGUAACAACAAAAAGUAAUUCAGCGUAGCUUUUCUGUACUGGAAUUGGAUUGGUAUUGGCUGAUACCAAACUGUAGAUAUCUAUAUUGGUAUUGGAGGUAAAAAAAAAAUGUGGAUUGGUGCAUCCCUAGUAAUUAUAAACCACAAAUCAUGAAAGAGGUAAGAGCACAGUGAACUGAGUGUCUGUCCAGCAUCUGUCUCGGAGCGCUGAUUGGACUUUAGGACAUUCAGAGAGGAGCCUGGAUCCCCCUACCACACAAGAAGAGGAAUAAGUCAAAGAAAAUAACAACAUCUUAGCCGAUAACAAACGUCUGCUUUUCUUUCUGAAGUCGGACAUGCAGCCGGCCUUACCAAAACAGUUUGACUUGUCGACUAGCAGACUGGCACAUGAAGUACACAGGAGAGCACAGGGGAGUCACAGCAGACCAAUUAACCUUUCACUGAUCCCACUUAUCAUAAAGAGCUACUUCACAAGCACAAGUGAGUGAAAAUGACAGAGCGUGUGUACAAUCCAUAGCAAUUGGAAAAUACACACACACACACACACAUAAACUCUAUGUGCUCUAACAUUUGUCCUCUCUGCAGUCACUUGUGUCCUGCUCUUUGAGGUAACUAAAACCAUUUUAGCAUACGAUUCAUUUGGAUUUUCUGUAUCAUGGGAAUUUGUUAUUAAAAUAAUCUUUCAUCACAUGUAAUGUCUGCAAUGACCUCAGAUGACUCGGGACACAGCGGGACUGCUUUUUGUAAUAUUUAUGUUUGGCCAAUUCAGUGUCGUUAAGUAUUUAUAAGUUUUAAAUUUGUAGGUGGGGACAACCAUUUCUUUUAAUACUUUGAAUAUUCUGGCUUUUUUUCUGACAAAUGUGUAGACAUAAUAGGAUAGAAAUAAUACAUUUUAAUAUUUAAAUCCUUUAUAGGGUGUUUUAAUCAGAAGUAAAUGGCUUUUAACAGCAGUGUUUUGUAUUCACUGGAGGAAUAGCAAAGAGAGUAAAGGGUCAUUACAUAAAUUGUUUAGUAGCCUCUGGAUAUUCUGUCAAAGGAGUUAAUGUGUGAUACUGACUUGACUUUAUGGACUCAGGAGAGACAUCAUCCAUCUCCUUUACCUUCAACCUGUUGAAGAGUGAGGGUUAAUCAUGCUGGCUCCCUCUAUAAAACUGCAGUCUGUUGCAAUGAGUCUAAUACAGGUAAUUAUGUAGGAAUGAAAGGCUCAAUGGCUUCUUGGAUGAAGAUUGGCAUCUUGAUGGAUGCAGGGGUGGAUGGGUGAGGGAGGAGGGGAGUAGGGGUGAAGUGUUUUUGCUGUACGAUGGAGAGGCAGAGGCAGGGCAGUCACGACAAAGAGGGAAAGGGUAGACAAACACACAUACUCACACAAAUCAGCUGUGAGGGGCAGCAGGGGUAGUGCUAACUGCCAGGAUAAUUCAUCUGUUUGCAUUUGGAGGGUGAAUAGGUGUUUUUAUCCUGCGGGCCACUUCAGGCCCUGCAUGCACCAUUGAUCAACUUCACUUGGCACAGCAAAUCAAUCUGCUGCAUAAAAGUUGGCUAAACAUAGAGCAGGACAAAAUGAGGAAAACUGAAUUAAUCUAAGCUUACUUUUGUUUCUAAAUUUUUAUGAGUUGGAUUAUAUUUUCAUCUAGGAAAAAUGAGAUACUAGAACUAACCACUGACACACUGUUUUUGAUCGGCUGCAUAUCACACUAAGUAAUCUGAAUGACUAAAGAGCUUUUUGCUAAUUUUGUGUCAUAAUGAUAAUCCUUAUGUUAGAAUGUAGUUUAAAGUGUACUCCAGAAGGGGUUUCUGCAGUACCAAUUCAUACAAAUGGUCCCUAUAGUGUUUUAUUUUAAAAUUGACCAGAUCUUGUAUGCCAUUCUCAUGUCUGACAUCCUGUCCACAUCGAUCUGCUCCAUUCAGCUCAUGUGUGUGGCGAUCUUAUGAAAACAGACAAGGCGUGUAUCUUUAGUGGAGCGGGACAGAACUGACUGUGCAAAGCUUACAGAACAUGGCGCUCACUGUGGAAUCAAAAGGUUAUGUUUCCAUUACGCCUUCUCCGCGGUGUAAAACACAUGGAGGUGUAAUGGUGGAGCAGAGCUGAUCUGGCAUCAGGUAUUUACAGUGAGGUGGGACAGUGCCAGUGUAAAACAAUGGAGCUGGAAGGACACAAUGACACUGACUGUGUAAAUCAGUGCACCUCAUGUUGGUAGUUUACACCAUAGACUGUAUACUAUUGACAACUUGGUUCUGCCUUCCACCAGUAUACAAAUAUGAAACCAAAAAGCUCUUGGUUUCACUUCCUGAAACCAACAUUGCGCAGUAGCAUUGUACGCAUGCGGCGGGAGAGUUGCCGAGAGCUGCUGUGAUGACGUUCUGUUCAAACAGUGUAUCCCCCGGGUGAGCUACGCAAUCUUUGUACGCCCAUAGGCUGUAUCAAGUGUCAAUCAUAGAAAAUGUAAACCCCCCUUAUAACUUUUAAAAACAGAGCUGCACAGAAAAAAGAGGACUAGAGCACAAACCAGUCUUACAGUAGCUACAUAUCAACAUUGCAAGCAGGGGGGAGAAAAAUGUAUUCUGUGUAAUAAAUUUCUAAAGUUUGUCCACAGCUCCAUAAGGAUGGCUGGUGGAGGUAGGAUUUAUGACCUAUACUGCAGCCUGUCACCAGCGGGUGCUGUUCUCGGGGUGGCCUAACCCAGCGAGGAGGCAGACGGCGUCCGUUCUAUAUACAGUCUAUGGUGUACGCCCAAUGUAAAAUGACAAUCAGGACAUGUAAAUGCACAGUCCAGUAGAGCUACAUUCAUAGCUUGAUAAGGCGGUUAAACUUGACCUUUAAGAGAGAUUCAACAUGAAUUCACAUGAAAGGCAGAAACCUUGAUUAGAACCAAACUCAUUGAUAAACAGCCAUCUGCCAUGACUGGGUGGUCUGAGAAAAUGAAUAGCAGGAGAUACAGACAGUUAACCAGGCAUUGAUCUGAAAGCAAACAAGGAUUUAUAGCUGUGUCUGAGAUUAGGUGUUGCAUGUGGAGUGGAGGGUGAGGGAUGGGGGAAGGGGGGGGCAAAGACAGGUAGUGUAAUAGAGUAACACCUGUAAAAGAACAAUGUGGUUGUAAAUGUUAAUAGUUGACCCUUACUGGCAGGGGAAGCCUUGUUCUUCAUGCAGAACAAAUUAAACUCCCCAUAGUUACCCUCAAGAUUAAUGGCACAAAAUCAGACUCAGUUUAUCAUGCUGUCUCACAGGCUCACUCCACAUGUGUGUAUGUGCUCGUGUAUUCCAGUCCCGAGUCAGAGGUAGUCCUAGAUGCACUCUGUAUGCAAACAACUGAUUACCUCAGUGUGGUCUCCAAGGAGAAGGUACCAAAGAAACAACAGAAAAAUUGAGCUUCUCCGCCUCAUUUUUUCCCAAUGAGGUCUUGUUUGUACUGUGCGUUCAGCAAGGGUGAGGGAAAUAAAUGAUCUUGUGCUGCAGGGCAAUAUAAUUCAAGAAAAAUGUCAAUUUGCAUUCUUGAAAAAAAUCUCAUUUACACAAGGUAAUUAGUUGGGCCUUUCUCUAAAUAAGAUCCAUUUCUACUGAUUGAUUUCCAGGUGCUCAAAUUCAGAGAAAUAUUAGGCUAUUUUCUAGGGAGCAGGCUUUGUAAGAGAGUCUGCUGUUGAUGUCGCAGCAUCACCUUUUCCUCCAGGUAAAACUUGCUCCUCCCUUUACUCUCCUGUCACCUCAUAUGCACACAGUCAUAGUUUCCGGACGACUCCUGUCACCUGCUGAAAUUCUCAUCGUUACCUUUCUUUCCUUCUCUCUUGCUAUAUUUAAUUUUCACAUUCAACGUCUCCUUUUCUCAGGUCAAUUUCUAUAUAUAUUUCCUGUUUGAUGAAUUAUAAGUCAUGACAGCAGGAUCUCACUCUAUCAUACUUUUCACUCUGUAAAAUUCAAGGCGAUUGGAUUCUGUAGCCUCUCUCCCUUUUAUUUGAAACAGCAUUAUGAUUUUAUUGAUAAUGCUCAAGUAUUCUGCUGUCUCUUGGAUCUCUGAUCAUUCUUUCUUUAUCAACCAUAAACAUCAUGACACAUACAUUUUGAGUUGGUUUGAACUGAAAUGCGUAUUUUAAAAAUGACGAAGACAUGAGACAUGAAAAAAGAAAUACAAAAAAAUGUUCAAAGCUACAAACAGGACCCUUUAAUGAUUAAAUAUGCAAGUUCAAAAAGAAGUGGAAAGAAAUUAGGGCCGACGUCAUUUUGCAAUUGUCAAUAUAUUCAGUGUCAAAUGAAUAAAUAAAUAAAGGUUGGUUUUUGAUGUGUGUAGGUAGGCUAUGUCCUACAUCGGAGACAUGACUCCACCCUAUUCAGUCCGUAACAAAGGAGGAAAGACAGGUGAGGAGAUGGAGGACGGUUCAAAAGUUGUAGCGGCUAAGGUAGAUGUGUGAUGGAGCGACGGCUAAGGUAGACGAAGUUAGUGUGGGAGGGGGUGAGCAGCUUGUGGAGUAGUUAUCGUCCAUUUAUUGUUAUCGAGGUGAGCUGCUCAAUAUAUCGUGAUAUUGAUUUGAGGCCAUAUCGCCUUGCCCUGUAAGAAAUGCAACUUACUUAAUCCUAUCUGUUUUUAAAUUGAUAAAAGCUAACUAUUUAUCUUUCUCUUAUUGAUUUUGACCAACACAAUAUUGAGUUUCUUAGCUUUGGUAUUAACCUGUCUUACAACAACAUAAAAAGUAUUUACAUCUGUAACCGCUAUACCUGUACUUGGCAGAAUGGUUAUAAUGGAAGGAAGCCAGGGAGUGUUCAGGACCAUUUAAAACUGCAAUAAUAUUUCAGGUUUGGCUGUAUUUUAUGGAAAUUUGAUAUCUGUUGUUGAAGUUUUUAAUGUUGUCUUGAUUUGCUCUUUCUUUUUGAACCAUUGUUUUGAUUAUUCACUGUAAGCUCCUUAUUUGCUAUUGCAGGAGUCAUAUCCUGGCACCAAAAACUUUUGUCUUUAUACUCAGAUGUAACUCACUAAAACCUUUCUUUUGUCAGCUUCAGUAGUUAUGCCAAGCCUUAAACUGACUAAAAGUUAUUUAGUCAGUUAGUUAGUUAAAGAAAUUUAAACAAAACAAAAUAGAAAAUUAAAUUGGAAAGAAGUUCUUUUACAGGGCCUUGGAACUGUCAUUUUAUAGCUUACAAGCUUACAAGCUUGUCUUUUGUCCUUUGUCUUUUUACCCUGUGAUUAUUUAAAAUUCAUAAAAGGGCUUUCUAAUCAAACACAGUUCAAAAUGACGAGUUUAUCCUGUCAUUGAUGAUAUGAAUAGAGUUAGCGAAAAUAAACUGUAAACACCGUAAUUAAACCCCAGCAUCUUUGGAAAAAAUAUUAAUUGGAUAGGAUAACUUCUUUUUUACAGUUUUCACAGAAUAAGAUCUUUAUCUUAUAUCAAAUGGGAUUUAUUACAAGAUAGUUGUAAUAGUCUGCAUUUAUUCUACAAUGGUUGUUCUCUUUUAAAAUCAGUGUCUCAAAAUUAAUCUCAGUGAAAUUUCCCACUCCUCAAACAUUGGGUAAAUAUAAAUUGGCCAGAAGGAGGUUUAAAAAAGUAGAGUGAAAUUGUUUUAACUAGUGGUGGCAUGAUCAUAUUAAGGCUGCUGGAUGUAUUUUACACUGAAACUGACUUUUAGCCCGAAGGACCUUUGACUGCACAGAUAAGCAUUAUUGUUUAAAAACUAAGACAAACCCCCUCACCAUGCCCUGUUUUUUAUGGCUCUUUAUGGCCACAGCAAAUAAAAUUUUCCACUUAACACUUGCUUUGUGCUGAGUCCUGAACUUUGUUGAUAACCUAAAACUGCAUGAAGCGAAAAAAUAUCUUCUGGGCAUUGUAAUGUUUAUGCCUGGGUACUAAGAUGUCCACUUUGUUUAUUCUCUUUGUUUUCAUAUUUUAUGGAAUGCCUGAGAAUUUCUGGCUUUAAUGAAGAUUACAUGUUUAGAGGAGGAACUUCUCUCAAUGUCAUUAUUUCAGCGUGAAAUGACCCACCCUCUCUUCUUCCGAACCCAGGUGUCUGAUGAAUCAUCAGACUCCCCAGAACCAGGGCUGGUCACCUGCAUGGAGCCCUUCAUGGUGCGGAGGCUGUCUUGCCGGACGAUCCAGCUGCCCCCUUUAGCCUUCAGACAGGCAGAGCAGUACUACUGUGAUCGCAAGUCUGAGCCAGACACAGUCACGGUUCCACCACGGCCAACAACACUGCCUCUACGCACCCCUCCACUCAUCGCAAUCACCUCUGCUGACACUAGCAGGUGGGUCGAUGUGUGAGUGUGUCUUUUCACGAACAAAACGCCUGUCAGGGGACUUGGUAAUUAGACCUGAGGAGGUGAGCAGAGUGAGUGGUUUGAUAGAUCAAUACAGCAGCUGUGGGAAGUGACUGGGGACAUACAGAGUCUCAUGUUAAGUACCUGACACUCAUCUUAAUGGUGCAGAUGUGAUCAUUAAUCAUUUACUGAUGGUGAAGAUAAUCAUCUAUCAGGUGUGUAGUUUGGAGGCUUUCAAUCAUUUUUCAAUCAGAACCACCAGAAGUCACUCACCAGUGGCACAAAAUGACACAAAGGAGAAAAUUUUGUUUUGUUUUUUUGUAACCACAUUGUUAAAGAAACAAGGAGAAAGGAAAAGUGCCUUGAGGUAUUUGAGCUACUGGUCUGCACUGCUUUAAGAUUUAUUAAAAUGCAACUUUUGAUACGCUCAGUUUUUCUGUGGAAGGGGACUUGCAGUGGACGGUAAUGUAUCUGAACUAAAUGGAGCUGAAAGGUUUCACACAGUUAAACUUAUCUGCAGAGUAAGUCCAACUAGAUAUUCUCCUAUUUUUUAGAAUAAUUUACCACACUUAUUUUCAGAAUUUCCAAGCUGUUUAAGCCCCUGGAAUAUGCCAGAGAAAGAAAACAAAAUUAAGACAAGCAAUUGUUGUGCAUCACAAGUUGCAUCAGAUAAUAGUUUUAGUUGCAUCUAAUGAUAGAGUCUACCUCUGUUUUUAUUGAGCUCAUCCUAGAGCAGGGUAAUAUACAGUGCAGGGUCUUCUAAUCUGAGGCACAGACGAUUUAAAAGACGGAGGUACCGGUGUUGAAUGUUGAUUAAUCAUAAUGUUGUCAGUUCAGUGUGCCUCUUACUGUAUGCAGAAAGGGAGAUGUCGGCGUAUUGAUUGUGAUGGAUUACCUUCUCAACUCCCAUAUCUCUUCAUAAUGAGUAACACAAUGUACUGAUAUUAAUAAAAAGCAAUGGCUGCCGUAGACGAAGGACAUUAAUUCCUGUGAUCUUGAAACGGGUUGGCAGAAAUUCAAAGCAGUCACCUAACAACAUACAAACCAUUGGUAUGUAAAUCAUACCUGACUGACUUACAUGCUGUAGGAUGGAUGACUCAUCAAAAAUCAAGGCCUGUGGGUUUAUUUUCAUCACCACUGUCACUUAGUGAUCUGAACAGGGAUGUAAUUCAUCAUUUGAAACCUGAUAAGCAAGAUAAAAGCAGGAAGUUACAGUCACUCUUUACUCUUUUAAAAACCUUUUCUUCAAAGAUUUUUUUUUUUACACAUAUUGUUGUGGUUUUGGUUAAUCUACAGGAUUUUAUGACAAUGCAAUGUUUCUUUCUUUUAAACUUUUAGUGACCUUAAUAUCAAAGUAUUUGUGUUUUAACAGUUUGAACACAAUAACAAAUAUAUGAGCAGUACUUUUGGUUUGGCACUUGCAGUCACACAUGCUUGGAAAACAUGAGCAAACAACAGCUGAGGGAAGAAUCACACCCUACACGCUGGAGAAUGUAUCAGAGUGGUUUGGAUGAAAUGAGAUUUGGCAGAAACAGACUCAGAGUCUCCAACCAGCUUGAUUCUCUGAGGAGAGACAGAAACAAAAAUACCAAACAGCACUCGCUAUCAAAGACAGGAAUUCAGUGGGGAUGUCAUAAUUUUACUCAGUGAGCAAUCCAGAAAGAGACAGUUGGAAAAUAGCUUAUGAAUUCAGUGGUCACACCUAUUCAUGGGUGGAAAAUCCCCAUUGUCCUGAGUUAGUAUUGGACCCUGUCAAUCACGGAGAAAGUGGUUCCUCUCUGCUUGGCCUUUGAUUGUGAUCGCAUGCUUCAAAGGGCUCUGCAUCUCUAUCAUCAUCCUCAUCGUUCUGCUACCUGCAUGGCACUGUUCAACAGUUCAUCAUGUGCCAGAUGAGAAAGAAAAUGCAUCAGCUUACUCUUUUUUUUUACCCACUACUCUUUCCUGUCUUGGCUUUCUCUCUAUUUUUUUUGCCAAAGAUGACAGGACUGGAAGGAAAACAACAACAAGCAAAAAGAGCAGUGAGGUACAGCCUAUUAAAUUGGCCCAGGCUGUUAGAACUGCUUUAAUUAGAGAAUAUGUUGCUAGUAGACAGACUUAAUAAGCAAGAAUAAAGUGUUAUUGACUUGUGUCUUCCUGGAAAAUGAGAAAAGCUGGCGUCCCUGAGUUCUGAAUAACAAUUUCAGACAGGUGGAACAAUUUUCAUGGCAACUGUGAUACGCAACAGGACUGAAACGUCUGCUUCCAAAUUACAACUAAAAUACCAAGAACACAUUAUCAGGAAUUCAAAGUAUUCUUCCAUUUGUCUGAUGUUCUGAGUCUGCAUCAGAAAACUAUAUUGUUCUUAAAAUGUUCAUAGACAAAAAUGAUAAUGCUAAAAAGUAGAUGUAUUGAAAAUUCCCCACUGAAUAAAACUUUAAGGGAAGCUUAAAGGGAUAUUCCGGUGUAAAUUUAAGUUAGGGUCAAACACACGGUAACUUUGAGUUAGACACCCCCUCGAGAGAUGAAUGUAGCCGACCGCUUGCUUCUCUAGUUAUACCAACCUCAGCAACAACCACACAAUAGCAAUACACAGUGGUCUCAACCAAAAAGCCACUCUAUAGCCACAAAUAAUGCUCAGAACAGCACCUAACUUCAUCAACAGUACAUAAAGGGUCCCAGCUAUAGUACUAGCCAUCAAACAUCUUUUUAGCUUUGCCUGAUUUCUUUAGCAAAGAGACCAAACACAACUCACCCACUCUCUUCCAGCAGCCGCUUGUUUGGGGGGGAGCCCUGACGAGUUGAUCACAGAGUGCAGCGGAGUUGCGCAGCUCAAGGAAGAACAUUUAUAAUUAUUAUUUCAUGGAAAUGCAAUCAGAGUUCUUGCAAGCAGUCAGCAACAUUCAUCGCUCGAGGAGGUGUCUCACUCGGUGUUACGGUGUGUUUGACCACAACUAAAAUUCAUGCCUGAAUAUCCCUGUAAGAAAGGGGAAGAUUUCCUCAAGUGUGUCAAACUGCCUGAACUUUAAAUAUCAUGUCACAAUGGCACGUAAAAUGAAGGGAAGUUGUAGAGUUGUCUGAGGAAAACAAAGAGAGGUCAUGUCUGUCACCAUUUUUUUUGUAGAUAAUAGUGAAAGAUCUACUUUGACUUGUUAUAGCUUAUCCUUAACCUUGUUUUGUUGUAUAAGGAAAACUUAAAAUGUCUCUUUCUUAUUCUACUUUUCAAACUAUUUGCAAGCAUAACUAAAAAAAACAAAAAACUAAAUCUAAAUGGAAACCCAGAGAUUUGUGAUUAUGCAGCCUUGUCUGAAUGCAAAAACCUCCUAUGUUAGAUUAAAGCAUAAGUCAUUCUCCACCACGCUAACACCACCACAAGCUACUUUGACUGCUUUUAUAACAGAGCCUACAAAGUAUGAGCAAUACAGGAAAAUUAUGGAGCAGCAGAAGAUAAAAAAAAUGCUUGAUGAGGUAAUUUAAACAAAGGAGAUUCAUCUUGGCUAGCUUCAAGCUUGUUUCAUCUAUAAUUUAGCACAAAGGGAAGGAAGUAAUAUACAAAUGUGAAGCAUUGAAGGUAGAAGAGGAGCCAAACUUAAUGCUCCAACUUUAAUGUUGGAGUGUAUUCAGUCACUGUAUCUUUGUAUGCUGCUCAGUGAGGCUGUCUUUGCUAGAAGAAACAUAAUGUAGAUUUAUUUUUCAGCUGCUGUCAUUAUACAAACAGAAAACAACAAUUCUUUCCGUAAGGUAGUUAAUGCUUUUAUCUCUACCUCUUCUCUGUGGCUUGCAAACAGUAUCACAGCUAUUUAAAAUCCAUGGUAGGGGAUUUUGACUUAACAUACAGCACUCCCCUCAAAAUACAUCAGCAUUGAUUGCAGUAGUAGUUUCCAGUCCCAUGAGAGCCCUAUUGUCUGGAACUCUAAAUACCGUAACAGGGGCAAACAGUGGAUGAAGUUUUGUUCCAACUACAUAAACACAAGAGAUAUAAAACAUUACUGAAAAGGGCUGUAUUAAUAACCAUGGUUGUGUUUAGAUAUUGAGCUAUUUGGGUUCCAAGCAAAGUAUCAGCACAUUUAUUUCCCACACACCAAAACACCAUCCCAAGAGUCAAGUGCAUUUUA